Molecule: messenger RNA, 1374 nt
Organism: Peniophora sp. CBMAI 1063
Lineage: Eukaryota; Fungi; Basidiomycota; Agaricomycetes; Russulales; Peniophoraceae
Source: the annotation of a GenBank genome assembly
AUGAUAGACGGCGCUGAGGCGAGGCUGUAUCUUCCCCACUACAAAGGGCAUAAGAGCAUCAUAGAGGCGGCGCCGCAGAAGGGAUUCACGGUAUGCUGGAGGGACACCGCGCAGAGGAGCAGGCCUAUCACUUGUCACGUCACGCUCGAUAAGAAGCGGCUGUCCGAGGAUCUGAGUACACAAUGCUCAGCGGUUCAGCGAGCAGGCGCAGCGACGGUUGCUCCUCAAAUGCCUCAUCCAUUCAUAUUCGAAAGCGAGAACCUUGGAGAAUACCAAGGAGGUAUCAUCGAGCUCGUCGUUGAGUGCUUGGAGAUACGCCCCGACCCCAUCAAGUUCGAUUUCCGUUAUCGUUCACGAUCCCAUCUUCUCGAGGAACUUGGGUUGGAUGAGGAGUAUCUAUCAGCACCCCUUGUUCAACCACAGGAAGUGCCGCCAUCGGUGACCGCAGCUAGCCAAACGAACGGGAAGAAGCGCGCCGCCGACCUUGAAUACGUUCCGAGCGUUCCACUCGCGGUGACAGCAGGUCAGCUGUCCAUCGGACCUGCGCCCAAGCGUCCCAAGACUCUGCGCCAACAAGUGUUGAAUGUCAGUUUGACCUUUGAGGAUCGCGCCCUCCUCAGGCUUACUGCGUCGAUACCCAACCCCCCGCCUUUUGUGCCAUCAAGUUCUCAUCAUGUUGUCGCAGCGACGAAUAGCAUGGUUUCAUCGCUCCCUAUGGGAUCUGCACGCCUCGAUCAGCACCUUCCGCUCCAGGGAAGCACCGCCAACUAUGCGACUUCGAUGGCGGCUGGCCAGCAGUUCAACACGUCCAGCACGAACCAUUCUCAGGGCUUAUUCGAGACCGCCGUGCCAUACGCCUAUGUGCAAGAGCUCGGCUACGAUCCCCUCCUCGGAUACGCACUCGAGUAUGGACGGCAAUAUCCGAACUCGCUGUACUACACGCCAUCAUCCAUCUCUGGCAUCGCUCGCAGCGACACAGCAACCACACAACAAGACACGGGCGACUACGCGCUGCUGAAUGGACAGCAGUCGCACCACCGCCCAAUGUACAAGUCGCGGGCCCCUGCGCCCGCCCCGUACGAACACCGUUCUGCUAAUCUGGCAACUCUUGGACCAGCGAACACGCACAGCGCGUCGACCGGCGCCUCUGGUUCGGGCUCGGUUGGCGUCAAUGGUCGUGACGUCACGACGAACUUUAGUGGGCGCCCACCAAUGCAGCGCAAGAUAGCCGCCCACGUCGGCCGCACUACUGCCCCCAUGGCCUCGCUGCCGCUCAACGACCAGCCCCCGCAGCCUGCGCACCCCGGCGCGGACAGCACCGACGAAUGGAUGAACGAGUACAUCGACUUCAAUGCGGGCGGCUCUGCACAUUAG